Chara braunii is the source of this 4888-nucleotide messenger RNA. The record is from the annotation of a GenBank genome assembly. NCBI's taxonomy places the organism in Eukaryota, Viridiplantae, Streptophyta, Charophyceae, Charales, Characeae.
GGAUUUGAUGGUCUGAUCUGGUCUGACUGCAGAAAUUUUUUCUCGAAGAGGAGGACAGUGACGACAGUUGCAGGAGGAGGAGGUGUGGAAGGAGGAGGACGAGCAGCAGCAGGAAGUAGACUUAAAAAACAAAAAAGAAAAAGCAGGUGCUUCCGAGAUGGCUGCGACUGGAGGAUUCUCUCUGCCAGUGACGCGUUCUGUGGCGCCUCCGUUUUCAAUUGCCGAGUUUGAUCUGUUCUUGAUGGGUUUGGACGGUGUGCUUAUCAACACCGAUGUAUUGACGUACAAAGCGUGGGGGAGGGCUUUCCAGGAGCGAGGAAUUCCAUUCAACUAUACUUUCGAUGAAUACGUGGUUCUGAAGGAUGACCGUUCUUGGGCUCAGAUUGUCAUUGAUCUCUUGGCCUCUCAUAAUGUCGAUGUGACAUUUCCCGAAAUGAGAGAGCGCAGGCGAGCGUACUUUUGGUCAAUGCUUGACUCAGAUCAAUUGGCGCUCAAGGCAGGUGCUGGCGAGCUUAUCGAGCGGCUUCUGACUGAUGGCCGAAAAUUUGGUAUCGUGACGAGAUCUACGGUUGCCGAGAUGGACAUCGCUCGCUCUCGCCUGCCCAUUUUAAACAUGAUUCCAGCACAAAGAUGGUACACCAGAGAGGACACUGCGCCAGAAGCUGCAAAGCCAAGUCCACAGGGCUAUAACACCGCCCUGCAAGACCUGUACACGCCUGGCGAUAGGGUUAUGGGAAUCGAGAACAGUGCACGAGGUCUUGGUGCGAUCCUCAACAUGAACGUUCCAGCAGACGACAAGGUGGCUACCAUCGUGGGCCCUGUUAUCUCCGACUCUGCAAACAGACUGCGCAGCACGUACAUCAACACUUUCUGGCUGCGCGACAUUCCUCGUAUUUUCAUCGGAGUAACGACUCUUUCUCAUGCUGAAGCUCCCGCAGGGGUGUUUAACGUGGCCACUGGUCAGGGUACGCCGGGAGCGGCGGCAGGAAUGGACACAGCUUUUUUGGGGGUAGCACCGGAAAUGGGAGGAGCUCUGGGUCCAGGUCUCGCGGGAGUACCGCCUGUGGCACCCGGUGGGCCACUUGGAAUGCCGUUAGCAGCAGGAGUUGGCGCUGCGUAUCCGACUGGAUAUGCUACGGGUUUUGCAGUCGAGUCGGCAGACGUGGCCUUUGCUACUCCCAAUCAGACGUGCACGAUGGGCUUCGCGGGGACCGAUGGGAGUGUGGAUGUCGGAGCAGGACCACCGGUUGGCACCACAGGCACAGGCGCCACGAGCGUCAGCAGUUUCAUUGUGCCUGGUGUUGCUCCUGGGACGGUGGAUGUCGUUGAAGUUACAACUAGAACCAUCCGUGCGGAAGAUGUGGGACUCUCUACCGCCGAUGUGCCCGUUCUGGGUGCAGGGGCCCAAACCGCCCAACCAGGCGGUGAGGGCGCUGAGGGGGAGAUUAAAGGGACGGAAGGGGACGUGGGGGCACUUGGGGCCACAGAAGCGCAACAAGAGGCGAAGUCCGAGGCAGACACAGGUAUACAUGGCGAGAUGGCGUUCGGUGCUCCGCGGGAAAUGCAAGGCCAGGAAGGAGCACAAACAGAAGCGAGGGAAAAAGAAUACCAGCCUGAGGCUAUGGACAUCUCAGCGAAACCUGCGGGCGUGGAGGAGCAAUGGACCCAGCGAGGCGAAGGUGGUGGUAGAGAGGGUCAGGAGGAAGCAGGGCAGGAACCUGAGCAAAGGGAAGAAGAACGACGCGCAGUGUUGAGCAGCGUUCUGACCUCCAGGUCUAAGCGUCAGGAGUCGGACUCCUCUUCAUACUGCAAGAAGGAGGACUACAGAAAGCAUGACGAUCACAAGUCGUCCUCUUCCAAGCGUAGUUACGACGAUGAGGAUCGUGGUUAUGAGUACUCUGGAGCUUCUAAGAAGGCGUACUCAGAUGCAGAUUUGAAGCGCUUUGACACCACUCAUGCCUCCACUAGCAAACAUGCUCAGCAGCUAUUGCUGAAGCCAGCUGCCAGCGAUCUUAUCCAGCGGCUCGCGAGGGAGGGGCGAAAAUUCGGUGUCGUGACAAGAUCAACGGUGCAGGAAGUGGACAUCGCUCGUUCCCGCCUUCCUAUUCUGAAGCUGAUACCACCACAGAGAUGGUACACUAGAGAGGAUACGGCGCCUGGGGCUGCAAAGCCGAGUCCGCAGGGUUACAACACGGCGCUGCAAGACCUGUACGUAACUGGCAGUAGAGUUAUCGGGAUCGAGAACGGUGCUCGAGGUCUGGGUGCAAUCCUCAACAUGAACGUUGCGGCCGACAACAAAGUGGCAGUCAUUGUGGCUCCGGUCAUCUCUGACGCGGCCAACAGAAUGCGCAACACAUAUAUCAAUACCUUUUGGCUGCGAGAUCUUACACGUGUCUUCAUUGAAGUGGCGUCAACGGAUUUGAUGGACGUUCCGUCGGGUGCAGGAGUGGGAGGCGACUAUGGAGUCGCUGCGGGUCAAGGUAUAUUGGGAGCGGCAGGGAUGAGCACACCGACUGCUCUGACUGCGGGGGUUGCUAGUCCGACCGGAGUUGCAGCUGGUGUUGGGACAUUUGGUGGUCCCAUGGGAGGUGUAGGCACGGGGACUUUUGGAACACCUGUUGCAGGGAUGGGCACACCAACUGCUCCCACCGCAGGGGUCGCUGGUCCGACUGCAGUUGCAGCAGGUGUUGGGACAUUUGGUGGUCCCAUGGGAGGUGCAGGCACUGGGACUUUUGGAACGCCUGUUGCAGCAGGAGUUGGUAUUGGAUAUCCAGGUGCAGUGUAUCCACCUUAUGUGGGGGUGACCACGCCUGGAGCAUAUUAUGAUACCUCUGGGGCGACGACCAUGCCUGGAACAUAUUAUGCAACCCCUGAGACAACGAUGACCGCGACUUAUGGGGUUAUGGGGGUUGGGGUGGCCCCUGUAGUGGCACCUGUGGGGCCCACGGGUGUAGGUGCCACGACCUACGACAGUUACGUGCUUCCUGGAUCUGCUCCAGGAACCGUUGAUCUCGUUGAAGUGACAACGCGCACAGUGUCAGCUGCAGAUGUGGGAGGUGUGGGUGCAGACGUGCCUGUAGCUGGUACAGACACAAGGACGGUCGAUGUGGGAGAGACUGAACGUCCAGAAGGGGAAGUACGUGUUGUCGAGAUUGAGUCAGAAGAGACUCGUGGCAGAGAGACCGUGACAGGGAGAGAGGGAGAGGGCAAGACAGAAGCCUCAGAAGGGAAGGAAGGUGCAGUAGCUAUGGAUGUCAAGGAGGAGCAAGGCACACAGGAGAGGGAAGGGGGGCCACAAGAAGGCGAAGAAAGAGAAGCGCGGGCCCCUCAGCCAAACAUGUAAUAGCGCAGGGCAGGGAGCCUUCUGACCUCAGUGGCCGUUUUCGAAGACGAUAAGGGUGGGGUGGGGACCGUGGGGUGGGGUGGGUUGGGGGUGGGGGGAAGAACGGUGGACGAGAGGGAAGUGAGAAAAGCUAGAAGGGCGAAGGUUGGAAGCAAGCAGGGUUUCCAGAGAAGUGUUGGUUCCGACUUCCGAGGUUUGAACUUCGAACCCUCUGCCAGUGGAGAGAACUUCAAGGCCAUAGCCGCAUAGGUUGGGAACUUGGGACCAAGUAACUUUUAGUCCCAUGUCCCAUCAACUUUUAGUCCCAUGUCAGGGUUGUGAGAGAACCAGUGGUUCCGGGUUCGAACCCUGGAGAGAAGUGUAUAGAAUCGUGUCAGAGUCAUCUUUUAGACUUUUGGAGAUCGAAUGUCAUCGACGCUUUUGUUGGUCGGUUGAGGACCACCACCCUGCAGUGCCUGCACUGCAGUGGAUGUGAAAUUGACAGACUGCGGUGCAGUCCUUUCUUGUGUUGAUCGACGGUCGCUACCCCGCCGUGACCGGCGACCGGCUUAAUUGUUUGUCCUGCGGGGAAAGAAAGAAAAAAAAAGUGUCGAAAGUGGUAAAGACGAUUUCAGCGUCUGUUGGGGAAGUUGGUUUUUGACAACCUUACCGGUUUGGUUGGUUGUCCUAGGAAAAGGAGGAAGACUUGCUAGCGUCAAAAGUGUGAAAAGAAGGAACAGCAGACUGAGCAGAGUGCCUCAGGGGGAGCCGAUUUCAUGGUCCGUUGGAGGAAGUUGGGUUUUGACAGCCCUACCGGUUUGGUUGGUUGUCCUAGGAAAAGGAGGAAGACUUGCUAGCGUCAGAAGUGUGAAAAGAAGGAACAGCAGACUGAGCAGAGGGCCUCACCGCCUCAGGGGGAGGAGCCGAUUUCAGGGUCCAUUGGGGAAGUUGUUUUUUUGACAGCCCUACCGGUUUGGUUGGUUAUCCUAGGAAAAGGAGGACUUAGUGUCAAAGUGUGAAAAGAAAGAACAGCAGACUCUGCAGAGGGCCUCACCGCCUCAGGGGGAGGAGCCCAUUUCAGGGUCCAUUGGGGAAGUUGGUUUUUUGACAGCCUUACCGGUUUGGUUGGUUGUCGUUGGUGUCAAAGUGUGAAAGGAGGAACAGCAGAGUGCCUCAGGCUCAGGGGGAUCAUUUGGUUUAACUGUUGGGUCAUAAUCACGUUAGCACUUUUCUUGAUGUAUCCCAUCGCAAUUAUUACGGGUAUACCUGGAUGCAUCUGACUGUAAUUACGUCCAGAGAACAAUUGAUAAUUUCUGGUUGACAACUGUUGGGUUGUAAUCACGUUAGCACUUUUCUUUGAUGUAUCCCAGCGCAAUUAGUAUGUGUAUACCUGGAUGCAUCUGACUGUAAUUACGUCCAGAAAACAAUUGAUAAUUUCUUGGAGGAGUAGUAUGUCCUUGGAAGUUAGAGGUUCAUUUCAGUGAACAUUUUCACCUUUUGAACAGCGCUUCACACAAAAUUAUGUCAUUUCGACCUGGCUUUGUAUAGCAUAUUGCACACUUUGAC